AGUCAGUCUAGGCUUUUCCCAAUCUCGAAUUGCAUUACCUGUUCCGGAUAGCUCAAAAUCCUGACCCUUGUGGUGACCAAAUCCUUGCCCAUUACGUGGAGAUCAUUUUGUCACGUCUAGCAGCUGAAGGGUACACUAUUGACAUUCCUGAUGAACCACUUCCACACCCCAUCCCAUUGUGGACACAGGCCAUAAUUAUAGAGUGUACACUUCAAUACUCCGAGGCCAGUUCAUGUUUGCUGAGCAUCCACUUUGUUUCUGAGUUGGCAGAACAAUCCCAAAUGUCUUUAUAGAUAGCCAUUUCCAAAUCGAAUGCGGGAAACUCGUCAUCUGCCUUGUUUACAGUCAUUCAUACUUGAACAGCAUCACAUAACCAUCAAAGUGCCUAGGUCAGACUACAAACGGGACAACCAACAUGCAUACCAGGCCGCAGAAAAUCAAGAUUAGCAGAAGUGGCCCAUCGCUUAAGCGUAAGGCCAAAGCCCUUGGCGUGAAGGCGAAUGUUCUCAGCGUGCUCAUGUACCACAAUGCCAUUGAUAACCGGAUGGAAAUGGAGGUACAUGUGCCUAAAGACCUGAAAAAGUUACCGGAUUUCAAUAAACUUGUUUGUAUCCGUCCCUUCAUAUUUCAUGGUCGAACGAGAAUUAUGACAUUUUCAGGUCCAAAGAGCCAUCCGUGGUAAGGACCGAAAAGCUCACGCUCGGGCUCUUGCUACACCACAGCC
Molecule: messenger RNA, 724 nt
Organism: Truncatella angustata
Lineage: Eukaryota; Fungi; Ascomycota; Sordariomycetes; Amphisphaeriales; Sporocadaceae
Exons: 1
Source: RefSeq, a predicted model, not a curated record